AUGCCUACAAAAGUGCAUUGUGGUGGACUGUUUUUAGGUGAUACAAUUCAAGAAAAAACUCGAACUUUACUCAAUUGGAGUGAUGAGCAUUAUCCAACAAUUACGGUGAAUACUACACAAAAAUCAAUCAGGAAAUGUGAUCGACGUAUGCUUCAUGUAAAUAAUUUACGCCGUCAUCCGUAUAUGAUUCCUGUUGGACGUUUGCGCUCCUAUAGUAGCAGUUCAAGUUCAACUUGUAGUAGCAGUAGUAGUAGUAGUGAAUAUUCGCAACCAUCGCCAAGUUAUAGCAUCACAUCAUAUGAAUCAUUAAGUCCAGAACCAUUGGUAUCACCUUAUACCGCAACUGAUUGUCAGUCACCUCAUUUGGUACCAUUAGGUCCAACAAUAUCAACACCAACACCAGCAUCGGCACCAUCAUCAUCUUCAACUGCUAUCAGCUAUCGAUCACCGGAACGAGAAGCACAAGUUUUUGAAAGGUUACGACAGUUGGUACCAAUGUUACCAUUUGAUCGAAGUGCUUAUCAGGUACUGAUAGAAACAGUUUCACAGGUGAUGGAUUUAGAGCAGCAACUUGAACAAUUAAAUGAGCAAACAAACAGCGCCAAAAAUAGUCUCUGGAUUGAACAACGAAAUCUCGUUUCGAAUGUUGAAAAUAGUCUUUUUCCGGAUGAUUUGAAGACUGUUGAUGUGACAGCAUUCAAACGCCUUCUUUGUUCCGGUUCACAUCCGGUUAAUACUUCAAAAACAGUACACUUCAAUUUUGUAUCAUAA
Brugia pahangi is the source of this 771-nucleotide messenger RNA. NCBI's taxonomy places the organism in Eukaryota, Metazoa, Nematoda, Chromadorea, Rhabditida, Onchocercidae. The record is from the annotation of a GenBank genome assembly.